This is a messenger RNA of Betta splendens (Siamese fighting fish), 8835 nucleotides long. RefSeq names its product suppressor of glucose, autophagy associated 1 (gene mtcl2). Gene Ontology annotation, biological process: regulation of autophagy. The record is from RefSeq and is a predicted model, not a curated record. Bases 359 to 5908 code for a protein of 1849 amino acids. NCBI's taxonomy places the organism in Eukaryota, Metazoa, Chordata, Actinopteri, Anabantiformes, Osphronemidae. The transcript has 24 exons.
CGGCGAGAGCGAAGAGACCACAGCCUCCACACUGCUUCUGCGCCCUCACCCACACGUCCGCUGAACAGGAACCGGCUCGAUAGUGUCAUCGACACACGGAUCCUGCAGAGAGCACAGAACAAAGACGAGUUGUUCUCACCUUUUGCUCCGCACCUUGAGGGAACGGGAUUGUAUUCGGGCUCAGUAGCGCUGGUCGGACGCCGCUUCCUGCUUCGUCUUGUUGCGCGCUCCCGUUGCGGCCGGACGGAGGAUCGGCUCCUUUUGUGUCGCUCGUUGUUUAUCCACGCUCCAACUCGUGCCUCCCUGUAAAAGCGGGGGCUUUUUUUUCCGUCGUCUUGUUCCAGCUUAAACGGAAUGAAUGACAAAAACAAAGGUUGAUGUGCAUAACUCCUCGGCGCACGCCUUCUUCGCCUCGCCCAAAGAACGGAGACUCCAUCUCCGGCAGAAGAUGGAAAGCGGAGGCGGGACGGAAGGCUCGGACGGCGGGCAGCCGCAGCACAAUCCCCGCCCGGAAACGGCGGAGCUCCCCGCGGUGCCGGGCGAGAAGAAGAAGGUAAACCGGGCUCCUUCUCCGGCUAGACCGAAAGAUGUACCCGGGUGGUCCUUCACUAAGAUCCGCGGAGGCAUCGGGACUCCCACCCUGAGCGUCAAGCCGGGAUCCAUCCACCUUGGCAGCCGCAUCUCCAGGCGCAGCCCGGUGGGGGGUCUUGUUGGGAAGGACGGGAAAACGGAGAAGAGCAAACCGACGGGGAAAGCCUCACCCGCCGCCGCCGCGUCCUCCAAGACCUCGGCCAAGGCGGCGAAGAGCUCCGGCGGGCGGAGGAAGGUGUCCGACGCCAGCGUCGGCUCCGACGACUUGUCCAAGGACUCCGGCUGCGCUCCGGGAAAGCUGUCCCCCACCGACAGCAGCUCCGAGCUGUCGGACUGCGCCUCCGAGGAGAACAAGGUCUCCACGGACGCCGUGAGCAGCGACACCGAGUCGAGGAGCAGCCGGGGCGGCGGGCCGGACGGAGACCGGCCGCCGAGGGACCGCGCCGCGGCCGCGGCCACCUGCUUCACCGCGGACCGGGACCGGCUCUCCGUCGGCGUGGAGGCGGGCGAGGGGAGCGUAUCCCCCGGCGACGAGCGCUCGGGCACGUCGUUUGACAGCAGGAUGCCAGCCAGCACGUCGCUGGCCUUCUCAGACCUCACGGAGGAGUUCGUGGACGGCAUGCACGAGGAGUUUGUCCGGGAAAUAGAAGAGCUGAGAUCCGAGAACGAUUACCUCAAGGACGAGAUGGAGGAGUUGCGCUCUGAAAUGCUGGAGAUGCGGGACAUGUACAUGGAGGAGGACGUCUACCAGCUGCAGGAGCUGCGGCAGCAGCUGGAGCAGGCGAACAAGACCUGCCGCAUCCUGCAGUACCGGCUCAGGAAGGCAGAGCGGCGCUCUCUCCGCGUGGCGCAGACGGGGCUGGUGGACGGGGAACUGAUUCGAACGCUGGAGCAAGACGUCAAAGUGGCCAAGGACGUCUCUAUCCGCCUCCACAGUCAGCUGGACUGCGUGGAAAAGAAGAGAAAUGAUCUGGAGCAGGAAAACGAGGAGAUGAGGGUCCGACUGCAGGAUCUGGAGGUCGCCAAGCAGGUUCUGCAGCAGGAACUCGACAAGAACUGCCUGAAGAAAAGAGGAGCCCGAACCAACAACAAGCCCGACAAGAAGCCGGGUCCACAGGAGGACAGUUCAGACCUGAAGUGUCAGCUCCACUUUGCCAAAGAGGAAUCAGCCCUGAUGUGCAAGAAGCUGACCAAGCUGGUGAAGGACAGCGAGGCCAUGAAGGAGGAGCUGGCCAAGUACCGGUCGCUGUACGGAGACGUAGACGCCUCGCUCACUGUGGACGAGGUUGCCGACUCCCCCCACACACGCGAGGCGGAGAUCAGAGUUCACCUGAAGCUGGUGGAGGAGGAGGCCAACCUGCUCAGUCGGCGCAUUGUGGAGCUGGAGGUGGAGAACAGGGGCCUCCGAUGUGAGAUGGAUGAAAUGAAGGGGCCACAGGACUGCAACCACGAGCUCAGCGGUGUGGGCGGUGGCCUGGGGGCCGGGGGGUCCGCGGCGCCCAGCGGAGCCGCGUCAUCAGAAACCGUCAUGGAGCUGCAGCGGCACCUCCAGUUCGUGGAGGAGGAAGCGGAGCUGCUGAGGCGGUCGCUCAUCGAGCUGGAGGAGCAGAACAAGCUGCUGAUGAACGAGAUCAACCGCUACAAGUCCGAGCUCCCGCCGCCGCCGUCCGGCUCGCUGGCGUCGCUGGCCGACGAGCUGCUCGCCGACGGCUCGGUCCACUCGGCGCAGGAAGGGGCGGUGCUGAUCAGCACGGACGCGCCCGCCCCGGAGGAGGAGCUCCGGCUGGCCCGGCUCCAGGUCGGGGAGCUGAGCGGGAAGGUGAAGAAGCUGCAGUACGAGAACCGGGUGCUGCUGUCCAACCUGCAGCGCUGCGACCUGGCCCAGUACCACGGCCCGGCCUCCUCGCCCUCGCCGUCCUCGCCGCGGCUGGCUCUGGAGACCGACGCGGAGGCCGGGGACUCCGCCGAGUGCCUCCCGAACAGCCCGCUCCACCUUCGACAGCCGGUGGGAAGCGAGAGCGACGCCCCGGAGGUCAAGGAGCGGAAAACGAAGAUGGAGGACAGCGCCGGCGGAGCGGCGCCUCUGCCCCAGUGCCUGGGGCAGAAGGACCAUGAUGCCUUGCUGGCCAUGAGGGACCAGGCUCGCUUGGUUUCCACAGCCAUUCAGCUCCUGACCUCCCCCGAGUCCAACUGCCUCACCUCCUCCCCUUCCCCAUCGCUGUACCACAAGGUCUGCAGCAAUGACGCAGCAGAGCCGUGCGACCUGGAGAAACCUCACAGCCAGAUUUCAGAGCUGUCCGACCUGGCGGAUCGGCCGCUGGUUGGUGCUCUGACCAGCAGGCUUCAGGCUCUGCACACCCAGCUGCAGGCUUUCGUGGAGCGCGUGGACAGUGUGGGUAGAGGCCGAAGCGGCGCCAGGGAACCUCGGGCUGACGGAGAGGCCUCUUCGCCUUCCCUCCGCUCUGCAGGCGGCCAGGACAGACUGAAGGCCGCCGAGGAGAAGCAGCCUGAUUCUAGGGACCAAUCAGAGCCAGAGGUGAAGGGUCAAACCGAGGAAAACACUGACACGGUGCAAAAGCAGGAAAUUACUCCACUGGAACUGGACGAGAAGGAGACAGAUGAGGCUCUGCCCAACCAGAUCCAUUUGUCUGAAACAGAAGAGUUUGCUCAAGAGGAGAAACACACUCAGAAAAAAAAAAUCCCUCUCAAACUCACCCAGCUCCGGGAGGAGCACCAGAAAGCGCUGCUCCGUCGGGACUUCCAGCUGCAGAGUCUGGGCCUCCAGGCCCGGCUGCAGCAGCGGCUGUGGAGCCAGGAGAGGACCCUGCUGGUGCAGGAGUCCCAGCACCUCAAACAGGCUCUGCUCGUGCUCAGCCUCAAGCUACGCUGCUUCCUCAAACAGUGGAGGCUCGGCUGCAAGAAGGACACCGAGUGGAAAGACGUCCUGGAGAUGAACAGCCUGAAGGAUCUCUACCUGCUGCUGGAGGAAGAGAACCUGACAAGCCCCUCCCACCAGACCGACAAGAGGCCUGCUGCCGACGAGCAGCCGCUCAACCCGACCAUCAAGUGCAGGGUGGUGAGCAGCACCCUGGCAGACCUGAAGGUGGCCCUGCGAGACCUGAGCGGGGAGCUGCGGCAGGAGCGGCAGGGCUCCCAGGAGCUCACCCAGCAGUUCGCCAAAGCCAAGGCGUCGUGGGAGGUGGAGAGGACCGAACUCAAGAGCCUCAUAACACAGUAUGAAUCGAAGCCUGGUAAAACAGCAGCAGCCCUGACCUCCGCUGAUGCGCUGGAUCCUCCAGACCUGAAGGUGGCGUUAAAGAGGGAGCGUGAAGAACACCAGCACCUCCUGGCAGAGUCGUAUGCAGCUGUGAUGGAUCUGACCAAACAGCUCCAGAUCGGAGAGAGAAACUGGGGCAGAGAGAAGCUGGAGCUGCUGGAGAGGUUCAGUCAGGAGAGAGCUCAGUGGGAGCAGAAAGUGAGAGAGGCCACUGCACAGCAGGCAAAGUUAAAACCAUCCAGCAGUGAGACCUGUGCAGAUGCCGUCAUUCGGAAUGGAACCGGAUCACCUAGGACCAAAUCCACAUCAGAGCUGGACGACUCAGAAAUCAGCAAAACAGCCAAUCAGAACCACAUCCAAUGUGGAUUCUUGCCUGUUUUGAUUCCCCCAGAGGUGAGUGACCUCACCAGGAAGAAUUGGACCUACCUGACCAAUGAGGCACCAGAGGUGGAGAACUUUUGCAAAACGUGGGACGGCCCCAGUGGCUCGUGCAGCGUUACGCCAUCGGACUCGGUCCAGAGGAGCUACACUGCUCCGGACCGCACAGGGAUCCGGAUCUACUACAGCCCUCCCGCCGUACGACGCAUGGAGCAUCGCGCGAAAAACCAGGAGGCCGCGGCUCGACGGGCCCAGAACGGCACCCCCUCCGUGGGAGCAAGCGGCUGGGACACGCUGGAAGCGCAGGAGCUCCCGCAGCAACUGUCCUCGUCCUCCUUCUCAUACGAGCAGUGGCUCGGCUCGCUGUCUAAGCAGCACAGGGAGCUGCUGGAGAGCAGGAGCAUCGGCAGCUCCGUCCCCAGCGUGCUCAACGACAGCACGAGCGGCUCGGCCAACAGCGUGGUCGAUGGGAUGGCGCCCUCGCCGGCCUUCCUCGAGAUUGGGGAGAUGUCGGCCAACCUGAGCGAUGACAUGAAGGAGAUGACCAACUGCGUGCGUCAGGCCAUUCGCUCUUCAUCUCUGGAGAGGAAGACCAGCAAGGAGCCAGGCAGUCAGUCGGUGGGCAUGUCCACCAGAUCCACGCAGACCGCUGCCCAAUCCGUCAGCAUCGGGCUUCAAACCGACAACCUUCCCAGCAGCAGCAGGGGAGCGGGGCUGCACUCCAAGGCCUGGUCCCCUCGGCCGUCCUCCACCGCCGCCGCCUCGUCGCCACUGGCAUCGGCGCGGACGCGGCAGAUAUCGACUUCCCUGGACAAGGUGCACAGCCGCAUCGAGCGGCCGUGCUGCUCGCCCAAGUACGGCUCGCCCAAGCUGCAGCGCCGUGUGUCCUCUGGUUCCACCUCCAGGCUAGACCGGACGCCAACCACCCGGGAUCGCACUCUGUGGAGCCUCCAGCAGAGGCCCAUGGGCGGAGGCGGGGGCGGGGGCGGGGGCUCGGCCUGGGCGCGCUCCACCACCACCAGGGACAGCCCCGUCCUCAGCGGCCUCACCGACGGCCUCAGCAGCCUGUUCAGCGUGGUGGAGCACUCCGGGAGCACAGAGUCGCUGUGGAGGGGUGACGGGGGGGCCAGUCAGGGCGCCAGUCCAGCACGACACCCUCCUGCUGCAGGUAAACCGUCCGUGGCAGCGGCCGCUGGGUCCGAUCCCGGCUCCCAGCGCUACGGAGGCCUUGUGCAGGAGUUCUUCAGGAGCGUCUGCAACGGGCGCGGCCCGGGAGGGGUCCCUCCGCCUCAGAGGGAGUCUCCGUGCGUCCUGGGGGGGUUCGGUGGGCCGGACGAGGCCAGGCCCGAAUGCGCGUCAGCAGGAGCGGGCGGAGGCAGCGACGGCGUCGACGGCGACAGGAUGGUGAACAAGAGGUCGAGCCGACAGACGGCGGGGGAGGAGAUGGUCGGCAUCCUGGGGGGGGGGAAGGAGGCCCCGGGCGGCGCCGGGCCCGCGGCGGAGGACGCCGUCUGCGACUGCUCGGCCCAGUCGUCGUGCUUCGGCCGCCCGUCCAGAGCGGCCCCCCGUCACCCGCCGGGCCAGUGCAAGCACCGCUCCCGCUGGGAGCCGGGAUCGGAUCCAGCGGCCGUCGAGGACAAGAUGGACGCCUGCACCGAGUGACGAGGCCUCUGCUCCACGCUCUCGCGCCACCGAAUGUACAUACGCACCCACCACCCGCGACGCAGAGCAACACUGCCACACACAACGUGCACAGACCCACAAAGCCACUGCCACGUGCGCACACAACGCAGGCACCGCGGCUUUGGACGGAGCCGGCACAUCCACACACGAAAACUCAAACACGCUUUGAUGAAGUCACCUUCCCGCCGCGACGGACCGGCAGCCGCACACUUCCAUGCGAAGGGGGCGGGAGUCACGCUGGGAGCUGGAAGGAUUCACAUCCUGAGCGUCAGGCACGAGUCUCCUUCUGCGACUCCUCCAGAGAAAAUGCCUCUCUGACGCCUGUCACACGUGCAGUGAAGCUGCAAGUUUUUAUUGAUUAGCACAAAAACAUUCCGGUGAGCGGAUCUAAAAAUGUCUAAAAGACUAGUUUUUAAAAGCCUCACAAUAAGAACCCCUGGCUCUCUAAAGAAGAUCGAGACACAGACGUUUAGAACAGAUCAUAGUGACCUGAUUGUUCAUCCACUGAGUCCAGUGGUUGACUUAAUAAUACAUUCCUUUUAUCCAAGCAAGGAAUGUCGACAUUCCCAGUUCACCCGUCCCAGCGCAUCACUGUUGGGAUCAGCAAAUACUCGUCUUACUUCCUCAGUCUGCUCUUCAGUGCUGGACCAUUAUUAUCCUGUAGCUACUGUACCAACACCGACUCUAUGACCUGUAGCAAAACCAAACGGCAGCUACGAGCUGCGAAGUUUUUACUUUUUUUAAUUUACAGACAUGAUUAAAUCACAGUUUUAAUUCAGAUAUUUUAUAUUUGUCGAGCUUUGCUGAAUUAAAAUUUAGGAGAAACACGGCAUCUGGGAAAGAAAGAAAACAAUCACAAAUAAAAUGUCACCCGUGAAUCGAGUCAAAGCUGAGCACUAGCGUGGUUUUCAGUCCAUCCUCCUUGUGCCGCGCGUUUCUCUUUCUAACGAAUCAGCUGAUGUUCAAAGUGCCUGAUAGUCAGCUCACACCAAAACUGGAUGACGACCACAUGAAACCCUGCAGGCCUCUAGCGCCUAUCGUUUUAUGGGCCAGAGGUCAAGCACUGAACCACAAGGAAAGAUGACGCAUGGUUUACAGCUGUGAGAUAGACUCACCUUUGGGUUCUUGUAUUCCUGGACAGGUAAAUUAUUUUUUUGUUUUGUUUCUUUUUUAUGGAUAUUGUUGCUGAUACAUUAGCCUGUUUCGGUUCUCGCUGUUUAGUUAUCGUGGUGCUACGUGGUCUUCAAUCGGCUGCAGGCUCAUACGCUCCUGUGCCACUGUCUGUGUCUGAGGAACAGUUGAGCGCUCCACAGUCCCUGCCCUCCACCAAUGACUCAGCAGUUUUAAAUAGGGCAUUACAGUACGUGUGCACCUAUUUAAAUCUCCACUGCAGCGUAACCAAGCGAUGAUUCAAGACCACAGGAGUCCUAGGACCUUGCCAUUAAAUGAGUGUAUAUAUGUAACGAGGUUUAGCUCACGCCUGGUUCCUUCCACAUUCUGGCUUUGUGAAGACGUGAUUCAUCCAUCAGGGAUCUGGGUUUGAGCACAGGAAAAGAAGUAGCGGCUGCGCCUCCAUGUUUCUCCAUCCAAAGCAUAAAACGCUCUACAGCUUAAUAUUAAUAUGGCACCUAAUAAAUUAGCAUCAUCAUCUACAGUACGACAUUGAAAGUUCUCCUACACGUUAAAAGCACAAACAUCCCGGUUCCGGGCACGGUUUACUCAAACGUCACGUGACCAACGUUGUCCAACGACACGAACUAGAAACGCAACCAGAUUGUGUUCUACCUCACGCGCUCGCUCUGUGACACCUCGAAGGGCAACAGACCACACGAUUCACACACUCCACAUAUUUGGUGCACGUGCAGUGGGGCUUUAGUCCACGAGAAGGUGACUUUAGUGCCUUUCACCUACAAAGAUGUCUUGGUUUGAUUCCAGCUUAUUUCUCUGCUGAUGACGUGGCUGCGUCCGUGCUCCUCUGAUGACGCCCCCUUCCUCAGUCGUCAAGUCUUAAUUUGUUGUUCGGUUUAUUUAUGUCAUUAGUAGGAACUACAGAAAAGUAAAUAUUUAUUUUCUUAGUGUUUUCACUACCAGUAUUUUCUGCAACAUGGACCUAUUUUCUAUAAAAAUCUAACACGGCGCCGCGAGCGCGAGACUCGAGCGUCGCUCCAGCUCUGAUGUCAUUGGUCAGUCGUUCCUGCCUGCGUGUCAGGUGUCACCUUUGCUCCGCCCCCUCAGGUUUUAAGUACUGGCAAACGUUUUACGGGUCGCGCGCCUUCACCAGCCGACAGCGGAUGAGUACGGCACAAAGCACGAGUCUCAUUGUUCCCCGCGUGUGUGUGUGUGUCCACCUGUCAGAACAGCGACCUGGAUAUUUCCAGCCUUUUUAAUGGGUUUCCAUAACAUUUGUAUGAUUAUUACAUCAUGGGAAAUAAAUUGAGCUCAGCUAUUAGAGACAGCCUGUAUAUUCGCUUUAUAUAACCCGCUUGAGACCUUUUUUUUAUAACACUUUGAGUAAAAGCAGAAUGCAAUGGCAGCAAAAUAUGAAUACAUACAAAACGUGUCCUCUUGUACUGCAACUUGAAAAGCGACGCGUCUCCUCCCAGCUGUGAGAGAAGCUGAAUGUCAACAGCUGAUCUGAAGUCAGGUCGCUGUGGAAGCGUGUAGCUCUCUCCUGCCGCGCACGGGAGCGUUCCCUCUGUACAUACGAACGCUUUGGAAGGCGACGACAAACACCUGCAACAAACGCUAAAGACGCAGAAAUCGUCCGAAGUCCGACGAGUUGAGGUGGAUUUUUAAAAAGGGGAUUUCCUUUGUUUUUUUGACCGAUGUAGCUUGUAAAUGAAGACAUUAUGACUGCCUCCUGUUUGUCAUAGAAUUCACAAAUAAAUGUUGGAAUUUAACUUGGA